GCAAUGCGAGAUUGAGACCGGGUAGCGGGUAUGUGACAUAUCCUGCGGACUGAGCGAGAGUUGCUACAGCUGUUGGAGGAGGGAAAAAAAAUAUCUGUUGACAGUUUUUGGGUUGUUUCUGAUAGCAAGGGAAGACAGAAAGAGUGGCGUUGAGAAUGGGUCAACUGCAGCAUCUCUGUGCCCUAGGAAUCUUCCUGAUUUCGACAAUACCGAAUUUCGGUAAGUUAUUUUAUUUGAAAGUCUAAUUUUUUUUUUUUAAAUCGUCCAUUAAUAUUUUAUACAAUAAGAUCAUAUGUUUUACAAUGUCACCAAGACAUGGUAGGUGUAGGACCCUGCGUGCUCGUUCAUGACGGAAAAAAGGGGACAUACAAAGAGAUGGUGCAUUGUAUGUGUUUGACAUAUUACUUUUUUUGCGAUAUAUGUUAAUGUUGUGUUUAGUUGUGUACACCCCAAGAAAGUAAUGAGGUGAAUUUAGCCUAAAGCCACAGCACGACGACCACUACGGUAUCCUCGCCCCCCCCCCCCCCCCCCCCCGUUUUUGUGGGGGGGGGCCCCCCCCAACUCCGUUCUUUGAGUGGUGGGCCUUUUUUUUUUUUUGAUUUCGUACAGUCUGGGACACACAGCAUCCAUUGUCAACAACAGAUUGUCCGGGUACUUAAAAAACAAUCCGGAUAAUAUAUUAAAACAAUACGUUAAUGAAAGAAAAAUCCGUUUUUCAAAUAAAACAUUGUGGGUUUGUUUUAAAAAGUAAAAGAUUUGAUCCCAAACAUCAAAUAAAUCUCAGCUUCUUCUUUGUUUGUUGGUUUGUUUUUGCAUUGAAAUCGCAUUUAAUCUGACUCCAGAAACCAUCGUGAUGAUCUUCUCUUCCCAUUACCUUCGUACAUAUCUGGAUCCAGAUAACCGAACUUCCAAUAACCGAUCUCCGGAUAGUCGAAUUGUUUGUGCUGCGCAAAACCAGGAUAGAAUGUCGAGAGAGUAGUCUACCCCUCCUAAAAAGAAAGAUCUUUUAGAAGUAUUUUCAUAAGCUCACAUGUUUAGGCUAUUUAGCAGUGUCUGUAACAAAGUUUAAGCAGUGUUUGUAACAAAGUUUUAGCAGUGUUUGUAACAAAGUUUUAGCAGUGUUCGUAACAAAGUUUUAGCAGUGUUUGUAACAAAGUUUUAGCAGUGUUUGUAACAAAGUUUUAGCAGUGUUUGUAACAAAGUUUUAGCAGUGUUUGUAGCAAAGUUUUAGCAGUGUUUGUAACAAAGUUUUAGCAGUGUUUGUAACAAAGUUUUUGCAGUGUUCGUAACAAAGUUUUAGCAGUGUUUGUAACAAAGUUUUAGCAGUGUUUGUAACAAAGUUUUAGCAGUGUUUGUAACAAAGUUUUAGCAGUGUUUGUAACAAAGUUUUAGCAGUGUUUGUAACAAAGUUUUAGCAGUGUUCGUAACAAAGUUUUAGCAGUGUUUGUAACAAAGUUUUAGCAGUGUUUGCAACAAAGUUUUAGCAGUGUUUAGAAGUAUUUUCAUAAGCUCACAUGUUUAGGCUAUUUAGCAGUGUCUGUAACAAAGUUUAAGCAGUGUUUGUAACAAAGUUUUAGCAGUGUUUGUAACAAAGUUUUAGCAGUGUUCGUAACAAAGUGUUAGCAGUGUUUGUAACAAAGUGUUAGCAGUGUUUGUAACAAAGUUUUAGCAGUGUUUGUAACAAAGUUUUAGCAGUGUUUGUAGCAAAGUUUUAGCAGUGUUUGUACCAAAGUUUUAGCAGUGUUUGUAACAAAGUUUUUGCAGUGUUUGUAACAAAGUUUUAGCAGUGUUUGUAACAAAGUUUUAGCAGUGUUUGUAACAAAGUUUUAGCAGUGUUUGUAACAAAGUUUUAGCAGUGUUUGUAACAAACUUUUAGCAGUGUUUGUAACAAAGUUUUAGCAGUGUUUGUAACAAAGUUUUAGCAGUGUUCGUAACAAAGUUUUAGCAGUGUUUGUAACAAAGUUUUAGCAGUGUUUGCAACAAAGUUUUAGCAGUGUUUGUAACAAAGUUUUAGCAGUGUUCGUAACAAAGUUUCAGCAGUGUUUGUAACAAGGUUUUAGCAGUGUUUGUAACAAAGUUUUAGCAGUGUUUGUAACAAAGUUUUAGCAGUGUUUGUAACAAAGUUUUAGCAAACUGUCCCUAUCACCAAAAGUUAUUUUUACACAGGUCACCAAAAUGUGACUUGUCACCCAAAGCUACUGUUGUACUGGUCACUCAAAGUUACUAUUGUACUGGUCACCCAAAGUUACUGUUGUACUGGUCACUCAAAGCUACUAUUGUACCGGUCACCACACUGUUACUGUUGUAUCAGUCUUCCAAAGUUACUGCUGUACCAGUUACAAAAAGCUAGUUUAGUUGCAUUGGUUACCAAACGUUACAGUUUAAUCGCUGUAGCUAAUUUUUUUUUUAACGGGAAAAGAGUUAACUUGUAAUAUUCUGUUUUCUCCAGUAUCUGGCCACACCACGCCCUGUAACCAAGGCAACGACACGGCGUGCCUGGUGGGCGUCAGGAAUGAGUUUGUCCGGGACGACUUCUGGUUUGGAUCGGGCUAUUCCAGUAAAUGCCCCAAUGGACCAAGUAAGAUGCUGCUCACUUAAUCAGUUGUGCCUGAUCUGCAUCAUGUGAACCCCCCCCCCCAAACCACAACAUCAUUCAAAAGAAAAAAAAAACAUACUUACACUGCAUUACGACUAUAAGGAUUUAUCUCUCUUCAUUUGCUUAAAACUAGAUAAACUGCAUUGAUUUAACACAAAAAACACACACACAAUUUUUUUAUACCGUAUUUGGAAGAGAUUUAAAUGAAUGGUAACGCCAAGGCCAAAGCAACUAGUUUUAAACGUAUACUUGCUCAUUAUGUACAAUUAUUAGUAAAGCUUAACUUAUAUUUUUAUAUUGACACACAUUGUUCGUGUCUAAUUAAUCCACUAGUUUUAAGGCAUUUUGGCCAGCUGAUAGGUUACAAUCUCUCUCUCUCUCUCCAGCUCUAUUCUCUUUCUGUCUCAGUUUCUCUCUCUCUCUCCAGCUCUAUUCUCUUUCUGUCUCAGUCUCUCUCUCUCUCUCUCUCUCUCUCUUAAAUUCUCUCUCUGUCUGCUCACUGUCACUAUGUCUCUCUCUUUCUCUAUUCAUGGGCGGAUUAUUAUGUAUGGGAUGUCAACGCCAUCUAGUGGUACGGUUAUCUCACGGCGACAUUGGCAGAUCAGGAGAUUAUUUUUGUUCCCCAUAUUUUAAUUACACUGAUAUUUACCUUUUCAGACAAGCUCGACUUCUACUGUUUCAACCCGGAUGUCGGCAACACCAACAUCUCAUCGCGGAUGCUGAGACGCAGCGACUUCAACACGUCAAUGAUUGAGCAGUUCCUCAGGAUUCGCUAUAACGCUCCGGCAGGUGGGGCUCAUGUUCAAAUUUUAAAAUAGAUUUAAAAAAAAAUAUUAAAACUAAAACUAUUUCAUCACAAAUGACUGAUAUCAUCUCGAUAAAAAUUCUGAAAUCCUUUGAUAACGCACGGCACACCUAAGGCCUUUCCAUAAUUCCGCGACACACCCAAGGCCUUUCCACUAUUUCACGGCACACGGAAGGCCUUUCCAUAAUUCCGCGGCACACCCAAGGCCUUUCCAUAAUUCCGCGGCACACCCAAGGCCUCUCCAUAAUUCCGCGGCACACCCAAGGCCUCUCCAUAACUCCGCGGCACUUGAUAACGCACGGCCCACCUAAGGCCUUUCCAUAAUCCCGCGACACACCCAAGGCCUUUCCACUAUCUCACGGCACACGGAAGGCCUUUCCAUAAUUCCGCGGCACACCCAAGGCCUUUCCAUAAUUCCGCGGCACACCCAAGGCCUUUCCAUAAUUCCGCGGCACACCCAAGGCCUUUCCAUAAUUCCGCGGCACACCCAAGGCCUUUCCACUAUUCCGCGGCACAUGGAAGGCCUUUCCAUAAUUCCGCGGCACACCACAAGUAAAAACAUAAUGAACCAUUGAAGUUGAGAUUUCAAACGUAAAAACUGACACUAGCCAGUACAACUAAUAAAGAACAUAAUUCAGUUGAGAGUGAUCAUGCUGUGUGGUGCCAAAAGGUAUCAGAUUACACACUGUAAUUGCUCCAUGCCACAUUAGCUGUCCGUACCCAACACACUUCAGUUUCACAGUGCUCUGUUGCUUGGGAUUAAGCUAACGUACAAGUCCCUGUUGUAGAAAGACGAGUGUAUCGUAUGUACACGCCAACUUAUGCUCUGGGCAUUUUUACGCGACACACACAGCAUCAUCGUGUGGCACGCGUAGAAUCUUCUCGCGGCACGCGUAGCAUCAUGUCACGGCACGCAUGGCAUCCUCUUGCGGCACACACGGCUUCAUCUCGCGGCACACGCAGAAUCCUCUCGCGGCACACACAGCAUCAUGAUAAAAUAGUGAUACAAUAAUUAUACAAUAAUGAUACACAAUGAUACACAAUGACACAAUACUGAUGCACGAUCAUACCACAAUGAUAUAAUUAUGAUACAAAAUAAUGAUACAAUAUAAUGAUACUAUAUAAUGAUACAAUGCUCUUGUUUUGAAUGACCAGGCUCCUACGUGGCGUGCGGACACAAGUUUGACGUUCCGGCGUUCACCAUGUCCAUUGACCUGGACAACACGCACACCAUCUACACGGACAUGUGGACACUGAGCCACCGGCCGAGCAUCACCUUCGCGAACGUGCCGGGUCAGCUGUACACCGUGGUGGCCUACGACUCGGGGUACCUGAGGCUGAGGGGGCUGUGGGUCAACAUCAACACGGGGGACUCCGCCUCUGGGACUGUGAGUACUUGGGAUGUUUGUUGGAAAUUAGAGUUUGGGUGGGGGGCACUGAGUACCUGGCGUGUUUGUUGGAAGUUAGAGUUCGUGGAGCAGUGAGCACCCGGCGUGCUUGUUGGAAGUUUGAGAUGUUUGUUGGAAGUUAGAGUUAGAGGGACAUUGAGUACCUCGAAAGUUUGUUUAAAGUUAGAGUUUGGGGGACAGUGUGUACCUGUGGUGUUUGUUGGAAGCUAGAGAUUCGGGGGAAAGUGAAUGUCUGGGAUGUUUGUUGGAAGUUAGAGUUCCGGGAAAAUUGAGUACCUGGGAUAUUUGUUUAAAGUUAUAGUUAGGGGAACAUUAAGUACCUUGGAUGUUUGUUGGAAGUUUGGGAUGUUUGUUGGAAGUCAGAGAUAAGGGGACAAUGAGUACCUGGGAUUUUUCUCUUGGAAGUUAGAGUUAGGGGGACUGUGAGUACCUGGGAUGUUUUUUGAAGUUAGAGUUAGGGAAGUAACUCGAAUGUUUGUUGGAAAUUAGAGUUUGGGGGACAGUGAGAACCUGGGAGGUUUUUGGAAUUUAGAGGGAAAGUGAGUACGUCUAACUUUGUUGAAAGUUAGAUAUAGGUGUACUGUGAGUACUUGGGAUGUUUGUUGGAAGUUAGAAUGAGGGGGACUGAUAGUACCUUGGAUGUUUGUUGGAAGUUUGGGAUGUUUGCUAGAAGUUAGAGUUUUGGGGACAAGGAGUACCUGGGACUUUUCUUGAAAGUUAGAGUUAGGGGGACAAUGAGUAUAUGUGAUGUUUGUUGGAAGUUAGAGUUGGGUUGAGGGGCAUUGAAUGCCUGGGAUAUUUUCUGAAAAUUAAAAGUAGCAGGUUUUUGGUAACACGAGAUUCUCGUUGGAAAUUAAAAUUAGCAGUACAUUGAGUUCUGGGAUGUUCGUUGAAAAUUAGAAAUAGAUGAAAUGAGUAAAUCAAAGUAAGGUUAAACCUGAAAAAGAAACACAACACAACAAUGAAUGUGUCGCCAGGAAGCCUUCGUCAGCGAACAAACAACAGAAAAAAACAAAAGGAAAAAAAAUAGCACUUAUCUGAAAAUUAGUAUCCGACAGGGCAGUAAAAGAAUUGUCUUCUUAGAAAUUAGAAUUAGUAGUACAGUGGGUCUGCAGCUUUGGCGGCAGUGCGUUUGAGGGAUGUGAGGCUUGUAAACCUUGAGUGUAUUUGAGGACAUUUGAAGUCAUAGAGUUUUGGAAUUCGAGCAUCUCGCAGUUCAAACAUAUUGCACUGAUAUUUAUCCACAAAAGAAGCCAGAGACGUAAUUCAUGUGGUUCCAGCUUUGUGCUCCACGGCAUUUUAGUUACACCAGUCAGAACGCCCGACUAUCCAGGAUUUCAUAACUCCCUUUUUUCAGUGCAUGCCAACACGUUAGUGUGCUGUAUCUGCUCUCUGGUUUCAUCAACUCUAAAAUGUCCACGCAGGAAUUGUACCCCCACAAGGGACCCCUGAGCCCCAUGUAUGAUAAAAGAAACACCCUGGUGUACGCCCUCUUCAGACAAAACGGCACAAUCUCCAACACGGCCGACGUGGCCACCAAGAUUGUCCAGACUAUUGUGGACGCUGGCGGUGUCUACUACCUGGACAAGUUCAUCUCGGACAAUAGCCUGGAUGGUAUGUUUUCACGGUCCUCAAAUAAAAUUACUGCUUAAAAAAAACAGCCUGUGUGACAGACUCGCAAGCUCAUUGAGUCCUGUCGUCAGCCAAUGGCAAUCAUUAAUUUUGUAAACAAAUUUUACUUUGAUGAUUAAAAAUUAAAAUUGAUUAAAUGUAUGUUUAGAGGUGUUUCUUUCCUUUACGUUCAAACCUAAAUUAUUGUAUAUUUAACCAAACAAAUAUGUCAGUUUAAAAUUAAACAAAUAUUCAAAAUAUUUUCACUAAUUACCGAAACCUGAGAAAAAAAUUAGUGGGGGAAAAAGUCUUAAUAUACAAUUAAUAAUAUUUUUUAACAAUAGUUAGUUAUUCCUUUAUGGUUUUUAAAAUAAAAGUCAUUAUUACUUUAAUUCUCUGCUAAAAUCGUAGUUACACAAGUAAACAGUCUUGAUUUAAAUGAAAAGCUUCUGUUUUAAUGCUCACGAAAACCAUUUUUAUCUUUACGCUGAAAGGUCCGGUGGGGAUCGGCUAUUUGGCGGUUACAACGGACGCCUAUGGCAUCCAGCACUUCCUGGACAGAAACAUGUACAACAACUGCCCGUAUCUGGUGGCCAAGGACAAAGGUAAUGUUGUCAUUCAGUAGACCAUAGACUUGACCGCAAUGACGUGCUGCUCCAGUCUGAGCAUGAGGACUAAAUGAAUGGAAUAAUUAUAUUUGCCCUGGGCCUGGGCCCCCUCAAUUGACACGGAGCUACGUCGGCACAUUGAAUAACUUGCAGUGUUUAUAUACGCGUCUUGCGUACCAAUAUGUCUUGUGUACCAUUACGUCCUUGUGUACCAAUGCGUAUCCAGGAUACAAAAUUAGCAAGACUUUCCGUUUAAAUCAAAGAAUAUUUCUGGAAUAUUUUCCACUGCGAAGUAAUACUAGUAAUACAACAUACUUUAUAGUUGUAAGUUUGAGAGGAGGUGUGGGUGGGGGGGGGAAUGUUGACAUUUUGUUACUGUCCCGGCUCUCCAUCCACAGAGGUGCUGACUGCGCUGGUUGCCAUGGGCUACUCUCUGACACCCAGCAACAGUUGGACGGACUACAGGGGCACAUUCCUCACGGGCCUCGAGAUGGACGUCAAGGUGACCUACCACAGUCCGGAGGCUCACUUCGAUUCAUGCUGCAAGCAUAACAUGGAAGAGUGAGUUAAAAUAAUGCUAUACUGGCGCUGCAUUGUAAACAAGAACAUUGAAAUCGGUCAUUUUAUUUCAGACCAAAAUUUUGUUAUUGUAUUCAUUCCAAACGUUUUUUUAAAGAUGGAAACAGGGUAAUGGAAAAGUUGGGGUGGUUGGGUGGGGGGAGGGGGGAACACUUCAAAACCACGUACGUGUCGGCAAGAAGCCUUCUUCAGCGAAAUAAAAACAGAAACACCAAUGCAAAAUAAAAAUAAACACUUAACUGCAAUGUAGUAUCCAAGAGCACAUUUUAUUUUCUAUUAUUUGUACUGCUGUUUGACUGAGGAAGGAGGCAUCUUGCCGAUAAGUUCGUUGUUUUAUAGCGUCCUUUUUUCGGGGUUUCCCAUACUUUGUUUUGCUCAUUUCCUUUUACCUAACCUGAUUGCAGUCUCUCCCCUUAUUACCCUUUAAAAAUAAUAAAUUAUUAGGUUAAGUAAUUGAAACUAACGCUGUCUUGAAACGUAAGUGAAAACUUAGGCAAAAUAAUUUUUAACAAUGGGAAACAUUUGAUCAAGUGCUUAGCUAUUGGAUGUCGUUUCAAAAAUGUAAAAACCAUUCUGCUGUUUUCAGUAUGGUGGAGGUAAGGGUCGACCCCCUUGCUGAAAACCCUAUCAUGCCCCUCCACACACGGAGUGCCCCCUAUGUCCAGCUGCUGCCCAUGGAGAUGAGGAUUGUAACAUUUCCACAAGGUGAGGAUGAGCAUGGGGGAGCUACAUAAUUAUCUUCUUUAAAACGUGUAGCCAAUAUUUUUUGUUGUUGACAUUCGUCCUUCUCAAAGAGGCGAUGGUGUGGUUUUGUGAAGGACACCAUCGCAAGGGCUGGGGUUUUUAAUUCUGGAGAAUAAGCUGGUCCCCAGCUGUAGUCCUUAUAAAGUCUAUGCGUACGUGUUAUUAUUACCAACUGAAUAAUAUAUAAAGAUAUGUCUCGUUGAGCAUUCCAAAAUACACGUUUCAGUUUAACUAUAACUGUCACGUAAGGCCUAACUAUAAAUGACAUCAAUGGGUUAACUAUGAUUUUCACGUAAGGGCUAACUAUAAAUGACAUCAAUGGGUUAACUAUGAUUGUCACGUAAGGGUUAACUAUCAGUGAUACGUAAGUGGAGAGAUGGUCAGAGUUUUACCAAUUGUUCCCCAGGUAAACUUUACACCCUUCUGCUGCUUGACGUCACCGAGGCCAAGAGGAACAUGUCAAUGCCAAACACAAUUUUACACUGGCAGGUAAAUGGUGGAUAUCACUUUUAUGUCAUAUCCAUCGAUCCAUCCACAAAUAAAUCCGUUCUUCCCUCCAUCAAUGCUUAAACGCAUACAUCCACAUCCAGUCAUUCAUCAAUAUCUCCAUCAGCCAUGCACCCAUCCAUUCAUUGGUGCAUACAUCCACAUCCAGUCAUUCAUCAAUAUCUCCAUCAGCCAUCCACCCAUCAAUUCAUUGGCGCAUACAUCCACAUCCGGUCAUUCAUCAAUAUCUCCAUCAGCCAUCCACCCAUCAAUUCAUUGGCGCAUACAUCCACAUCCGGUCAUUCAUCAAUAUCUCCAUCAGCCAUCCACCCAUCAAUUCAUUGGGGCAGCUAAGGCAAAUGGAAUCCGGGGCGUGCCAAUAUUUUUACCGCUGCUCUUCUAUGAAACUCUGCAGUGGGUCGGAAACGCCCCCCCCCCUUUUUCCAUAAAGAUUAAACGUGUGCCUCCUGGGGAUAACAUACCCCUCCGCCACUGUCAAUAGCUUAACACUUGAUCAAAUGUUUCUACAAGAGAAUGUCUCAUUGUCCCCCUCCCUUCCUACACCCCUGCAUCCAUCCAUUUGCAUAUCCAUCUAUUUAUCCAUCCAUUAACUUAUCCGCGCACCCGUUUGGCUAUAUAUUUUUACCACCCGGAUCCCCAUCCAUGAUCAGUCAUUAACAAGAUAAGAUAAGAUGAGAUGAGAUAAGAUUAUUUUCUUGAUCUAAAAAAAUGUAAAUGUCUUUUGGUUACAUUACACUUAUUCAUUUUCAUCUUAUUACGUAAAACAUUUUGAUUGAGAGAGAAUCUUUUUUUAAAAACCAAAUCAAUUAAAAUGUAAAACAUUGCAUUAACGUAUAUAUUAAGCGCAAACAAGCCACCCGGUGUCAUCAAACCUCACUUCAGUAUGAUAUUUAUGACUUCAAGAGCAAUUAAUCCAUCAAUCCAUCCAUCCACCCAUCGAUCCAUCCAGUCAGUUCUCCAACCAUCCAUACAUUCAUCAUUCCAUCCAUCGAACUAUCCAUACAUUCAUCUAUACAUUCGAGCAUUUAUCAAUCAAUCCAUUCAUCCAUCUAUCAUGCCAUCUAUCCAGCCACCCUUACGUUCAUCUAUAAAUCCGUCCAUCCAUAUAUUAAUCCAAGCAUCCAUACAUUCAAAUUUACAUCCAUCCACACCUGUUCAUCCAUCGGUCCACCUGUUCGUCAAACCUAGUCACAAACAUGAUGAGACCAAAUUACCCAGGUGACAGUUCAAGUCCCAACCAAUGUUUGACUCAGUCAUCCACCGAAUUACACGUGCAUUAACACACACACACACACACACACACACACACACACACACACACACACACACACACACACACACACACACACACACCACACACACACACACACACACACAAAAACACACACACACACACACACACACACACACACACACACACACACACACACACACACACACACACACACACACACCACACACACACACACAAACAAACACAAACAAACACAAACAAACACAAACAAACACAAACAAACACAGCGACACACACACACAUCGACCGUCGGUAUGCUUGGAUUAACUACAUCCGCCAACUAAGCAGAAUGCGAUUAAUGUCUCGUUCAAUGAAUUCAUCGGUUAUCAAGCUAUGUUCAGUGUCUCCUUCCCUUGACAGGCAGGUUCUCAAACCACGUUAAUGUAUCCCCCUUAACACGCAGGUGGUGAACAUCCCGGGAGACGACGUGUCCAUGGGAGACACGGCCUUGAACUACAUGCCCCCAUUGCCCAGAAAUGCCACCGAGACACGAGACCUCCUGUUCCUGCUGCUGAGGCAGCCCUCCAAGGUGGACCCCGCCGCCCUGUGGUCAUACACGGGCCCUGGAUGUGAUUCAAAGACCAACCUAAGGUACAAAAAAAAAAAAAAAAAAAAAAAAAAAAAAAAAAAAAAAAACAAAAAAAAAAAAAACCAACCAAAGGAAAAAAAAAAAAAAAAAAAAAACAACAAAAAACAACAAAAAAACAAAAAAAAACCUCCAGCGUUUAUGCAAUUUCGUAGUAACACAUAUUUGUCUUAUACAUAUUAUACUAAACAUAAAUAGCCGGAGUGGUAUUUCAAAGAACGGUUCUAGUGGACAGCAUUGACGGCCGAAUGGUAAAACUAUAUCGGCCCUGCCGGCCGAAUGGUAAGACUAUAUCGGUGAUACCGGCCGAAAGGUAAAACUAUAUCGGUGCUACCGGCCGAAAGGUAAAACUAUAUCGGUAUAACCGACCGAAUGGUAAACUAUAUUGGUCCUACCGGCCGAAUGGUAAAACUAUAUUGGUGCUACCGGACGAAUGGUAAAACUAUAUCGGUGCUACCGACCGAAUGAUAAAAUUAUAAAGGUGCUACCGAGCUGACCACUUCCUUAGGUGUAGUUGCGAAAUCCCCUUAAUAAAACAUCAAAAAAUGAAAGUUUUUAAAGCAUUAUUUUAGGACGCAAUUUGAAUAUCCCGACGAUACGACAUGAUAAUUUUUUUUUAAUUCAACGUAAACGUUAUUAUUUUUUUAUUAGGUGGUUUUAUAUAGCGCAGUACCCCAGCCUAGGGCUAGGUCCACUGCACAUCACAUACAAAUUAGCAGUUACAUUUAAAUACAAAAAUUGGUGAAAAGCUUGACCUCCCCCACCCAAGUACUGUCUAUACCCCUGUCUAGCCAUGGACAACACCCAGCAGAAUCGAGCGUUGUUUAUCAGUCAGACGGGAGUGGUUUAGAAAGAAUCGGUAUAGACUAGUAGAGUUUGAAGAGAUGGGUCUUGAGGGCAGUUUUGAAGGCUGUGAUGGACGUGUGUUAUUUUCUUUACUGUCUUUUUUUUUUUUUAAAAUUUUAAUGUACCGUUAUAUGUGGGUGAACCACAGAAAAAAGUCUUAAGGAGUGCGCUCUUUUGAAGCGAUAGCGCCAAAAUUAUGGAACAGAUUGCCUCAAUCUUUGAGGGGAAUUGAAAAUGAAAAAAAAAUCAUUUAAGAAACAUUUUAAAAACUUUUUGUUUAAAUAGAUUUAAGAAAACCAGAGCGCAGUGAGCAUGCUAAAGUGGCAUGGAUACCGGCGCUAUAGAAACAUCCAAUCAAUCAAUAUGUGCGUCCGUGUGUCGAUACGUUACUAUUGUUAGUUCCUUGGCCCUAUACCUCAAACCCUUCGAACAUACUUUUCCGUGUGAUGUAUAUUUCCCUGUCUGUAUUUGCAGAAAGACUUUUUACAGAUAGUACUUAAACAUUAAAAAAAAAAAAUUAGAUAAGUGGGGGGGGGGGGAAAUCCGCCCCCAGACUUUCAUUGUAUUGGUGAUUUGUAUCCUUGUAAGUUUAUUUGGGUCUGAUUCGCCUUCACCCCCAGAUGUAAGUUCAACUUGGGCAAGUUCAUGAACUACCUGAACCUCAAGCUGGCAGGCCUGACGCAGUUCAGCAUUGUGCAAGACCCGUUCACAAGGGCGGUAAGCAUUGAAAGGGCAUUAAAAGGGCAUUGAAAGAGCAUUUAAAGAGCAUUGAAAGGGCAUUGGGCAUUGAAAUUGUAUUGAAAGGGCAUUGAAAUUGCAUUGAAAGGGCAUUGAAAGGGCAUUGAAAGGGCAUUGAAAGAGCAUUGAAAGGGCAUUGAAUGAACACACCGAGCAGAGCCACACACCUUCUUCUUACUUUUGGAUAGUGGCCAUAAUAUAUUAGUGGAUUUUAAAUAUUAGUGGACAUUAUAUAUUAGUGGACAGUGUAUAUUAGUGGACAUUGUAUAUUAGUGGACAUUGUAUAUUAGUGGAUAUUAUAUAUUAGUGGAUAUUGUAUAUUAGUGGACAUUAUAUAUUAGUGGACAUUUAUAUUAGUGGACAUUGUAUAUUAGUGGACAUUGUAUAUUAGUGGACAUUAUAUAUUAGUGGACAUUAUGUAUCUGGGGUGGACAAGCACAAGAUAAAAAAAUGGAGCCGUUAGCAAUACUUCAUUAUUAUUUUUUUAUGGAACAACUCAAUAUUUUUAGGACACAAAAUUAAAUAUAUUCAAUUGUAUCUUUCAGAAAUUAAUACUAAGUAGAGGGAUAACUCUGCGGGUUUGCUUUUAAAUUCUACAAAAAGAAUUUUGCAAUGCAAUUUCAGUGGCACAGUUUUAUAAAACUAUUAGAGAAAUUAAAAAAAAAAAACUUGCUUGUCCAAUCAGAGCCGCAGCUAACAAGACAAUGUGCUACAAAUGGCUCUGGGUGUUGCAUAUGGCUCUGAGUGCUGCAUAUGGCUCUAAGUGCUGCAUAUGGCUCAGGAUGCUGCAUAUGGCUCUAAGUGCUGCAUAUGGCUCUGAGUGUUGCACAUGGUCCUGAUGCUGCAUAUGGCUCUGAGUGCUGCACAUGGCUCUGAGUGCUGCAUAUGGCUCUGGGUGGGUGCCGCAUAUGGCUCUGAGUGCCGCAUAUUUCUAUAAUAUUCAGUUUCUAAAAAAAAAAGUACAUUUGACACCAUCAACUUGGAACACCUGACGCAAACAACAACAACAAAACAACAACCACAACAAAACAGCUACUUUUAAAAGGGCAUCUACUUAAAUUACACACGAGUAUGCCUUAAUUCUGACCCAUCUCAAUAUCGAAAUCCCAGGUGCUCUACGGAUCCGUCAAACUAGGUCAGAUUGCGUCCUCCAUGGACGAGUACGAGGUCAUGGGCUCCGCCGACACGACACCGGAACUGACGAUAGACCAAGCCUGCGCAGGCGCAUCGGGAUACGCGAACCCGUGCCCGAGUUCCUGCAGCACCACGAACCCAGGAGUGACCAACCCCGGGGGCGCAACAACCCCUACGACCACCACAACGAUGAACCACGCUGGUCACGUGAUGAAUUAAUCACCACAGAUGGAACAAGGGAUCACUAUAUUGUUUUUAAAUUAUUAUUUUUUUUAAUCGAAUGAUUUUGAAUGUCUGGUCUCAAAAAUGAAAGAAAAUAAUUAAUGAAAUUUGGGAGAAAAAAAUCAAUUCUGUGGAAUUGUUGACUGUGAAAUGUAGAGCGAAACAAUUAGCUAUAAUUUGCUAACAGAGAACAAAUUAAUCAUAAAAAGAAUUGACAUUUAGGAUCAUACUUUGAACAGUUUUUUAUUCAUAAGUUUUACGGAGAAUAACCAAAUACGUUACACUGUGUUCUUUCGUUGUUGUUUGAAUGCCCGUAUUUGCCCCGUGUGAUUUGUCAAGUUGGUUUGAGGAAGGACAUGGGGAAACAAAUGAAGUGUUACACUAAUCAGGCUCACGGCUCUGAACAUUCCAAAAUGGCUGCAGGCCAUUGUUUGACCCCGUCCCGUUAGCAUUCAAGUGCCACAUGCCCGGUCCCGUUAGCAUUCAAGUGUCACAGGGCCUGGUCCCGUUAGCAUUCAAGUGUCACAGGCCUGGUCCCGUUAGCAUUCAAGUGUCACAGGCCCGCUACCACAAGUUUUGAUUUUUUUUUUUUUUUUGUACUUAAUUUACCCACAAGAAUAGACAGUGGUGUUUUAGGAAUUUUCUUUUUGAUUUAAAACACAAAUAAAUUAGUUGAACCAUUGCUUUGGGCCUGGUCCCGUUAGCAUUCACGUGUCCCAGGCCCGCUACCACAAGUUUUGAUUUUUUUUUUUUUUGUACUGAAUAUACCCACAAGAAUAGACAGUGGUGUUUUAGGAAUUUCCUCUUUGAUAUAAAACACAAAUAAAUUGGAUGAACCAUUGCUUAUUCGUGGUUUAUUACGAUUAAUAUUGUGGCUAUGGCUGUUGUCAAAUUUUCUUGAUCGUGUGUGUAUAUAUGAACGACUAACAAAUGGAAUGUUUGAUAUUACCAGAAAUUAAAGAAAAUCUCUACCACUCAACUAA
Molecule: messenger RNA, 14662 nt
Organism: Lymnaea stagnalis (great pond snail)
Lineage: Eukaryota; Metazoa; Mollusca; Gastropoda; Lymnaeidae
Source: the annotation of a GenBank genome assembly